UUGUAGCUAACUAUGCCACAAUGCUGCUGUUGGCUGCUUCUUUAAUGGCUGGACAGGCCAUGGGUGGACCGAUGGGUUCGUCUUCGUCCGGGUACUACACCACCCCGGCGUCCUACUACACCACCAAAGCUCCUGAAUACUACACAACAAAGACGGCCGAGUAUUACACGACAACAUAUGCUGCCUCUAGCUACUACGCCGAGCCCCCCAAGUACUAUACGACCAAGGCGCCCGAAUACUACACCACGGCAUCCUACUACACAACACCGUAUGCUGCUCCAACGUACUACACCACUCCGUAUGCAGCCCCCACUUACUACACUACAAAGGCGCCCGAGUACUACACCGCAACAUAUGCGGCUUCAACUUACUACUCGGAGGCACCAAAAUACUACCCCGCACCGAGCUAUUACACAGAGGCGCCAGUGUAUUACACAACAACCUACGCCACUCCAAGCUACUACACCGAAGCUCCCGCCUACUAUACCACAAAGGCCCCUGAGUAUUACACCACAACGUUCGCUUCUCCGUCUUACUACACUGAGGCCGUAAAAUAUUACUCAGCUCCGAGCUACACAACAACUGUGUCGUACUACACCACGACAGAGGCGCCCAAGUACUACGUGGCUCCAACAUACUACACCACAGCUGCCCCGUCUUACUACGCUGAGCCGACAUACUACACUGAAGCCCCGAAGCCUUACGCUGCCCCUAGUUACUAUACUACGGCUGCCCCUUCGUACUACGUGGAACCUACCUACUACACCACUGCUUAUGCUGCUCCAGUUUACUACACCGAAGCUCCGCAAUAUUACGCCACAAAGGCUGCUGAAUACUACACAACUAAAGCCCCGGAGUACUACACAAACAAAGCUGAAUACUACACCACCACCUACGCUGCUCCAACUUACUACGCUGAGCCCAGAAAAUACUACACUACAAAAGCGCCAGAGUACUACACUACUACCUACGCCGCUCCCAGCUACUACACCGAGGCUAAAGCUUACUACACAACAACCUAUGCAACCCCAUCAUACUACACUCAGCCUUCCAAGUACUAUUAAUU
Molecule: messenger RNA, 1066 nt
Organism: Daphnia carinata
Lineage: Eukaryota; Metazoa; Arthropoda; Branchiopoda; Diplostraca; Daphniidae
Exons: 1
Coding region: 21-1064 (347 amino acids)
Source: RefSeq, a predicted model, not a curated record